AUGGAACCUCCAAAUUGUAAAUCUUUACUUUCAUCUUAGAAAUAACAAAAUCUGUAAUGGAAGGAUUCGAUAAUCUUUUAUUGACUUAAACCCAAUUUAUGCCAUAGAAAAAGAAGGUAUUUUUAGAAGAUAAUAUAAAAUACGGAAAAGAAAUUGAUAGAGAUUAUAAUAAAUUAUAAGAUAUUCUUGAUGUAAAAGUAAUUGAUUGAAUAGGAAGAAUUUAUAAGGGAAAAUUGAUAAGAUUAUAAAAUCAUAAGAAGAUGAUUUUAUGAUUGCAUAUAGAGAAUAAAUGACAGAUAUAUAAAAAGAAUUGAAGAACAUGAAGAGAAAAAUUGAUGAAGAAGCUUUGAGAUAAAAGGCAGAUGAGAAAAAGAGAAUUCUAGAAGAAGAAAGAGAUUAUUUUAAAGAAGAAGCCUUAAGAUUAGAUAAAUUAUGUUAGGAAUAAUUGAGAACUAUUGAAGAAAUAAAAUUUAAAUUAAAAAUAACAUUAGAAGAAAAGUAAUAUUAUGAAGGUUUUGUUAUUGGUAUAAUAUAUAUAAAUAUAAUUAUUUAGAUUCUAAAAAAGAAAAUAAAGCAUUAAAAUAUGAAUUAUUAUAUUUGUAUAAAUAAAAAAGUGAGGAAUAAAAAUUAGGUACAAGAAUAGGUUAAAUUGGAGAUGUUGGUGAAAGAAAUAAUAUGAAGAAGAUACUUGAAAUAAGACCUGAUAUUAGACCAAUGACUUAGGAUGGAACUUAUGCAAAUUCAACAAAAGAUGAAAUUGGUGAAGGUUCAAAAAGAGGUUUUUCAUCAGUCAAGAAAACAUUGAAGACAUAAUUAUCAAGUAAAUUUUAGGAUUAAGGUUCUUCAUUACAUGAUUUAUAUAAAAGAGAAUUAUCAUCUUAAUAGUAAAGUAGAUAAAAUUAAGAUAUGCAAUAAGUAUUAAUUAUAUAAUAUUAGAUUGAAGAAAUCUCUAAAAGUAAUGUAAUAUAAGAUUUAAAAUAACAAUUAUAAAAAGAAAAAUAAUUAACUUAAUAAUUAAAAGUAGAACUUUCAUAAUAGAAUUGUUAAAGAGGAGAACUUGAAUAAAUUUUAUUAGAAUGUGUUGCUGAAACAAAAAAAGAAGUUCAUUCUCGUUAAUGCUUAUAAAAAUAAGUAUUGAAUCAUAGAUAUUUGGAUUUAAUUCAUUAAGAAGGUGGUAUAAAUUUUUCAUAAUUUACUCAUACAGAUAAAAUGUAUAUUUGUAUAUAUUUAUGAUUUAGUUCAUUAUUAAGAAAAUAUAUAGGAAGUGAAGAAUUUUUAGAUUAAUUAUAUUAAAUCACUUUUAAUAAUUAAUUAUAAAUAUCUUCAUCACUUAAAUUAAAUGAAAAAUGGAAAAUGGAUGCAGAAGAAGCAACUAAAAAGUUCAAUCAUUUUAAAACCUUUAAAUUUAAACACAUAACAAGUUAACGUAAUUUAUUCAAUAUAUAUUAUAGCUAUUUUAAAAACAUCCCUUGUUAAAAAAAAUGAAAGAGAAAUAGUAUCAAUAUCUAAUAAUUUUACAGAAAAAACAAAAGGAUUAAUUGAUAAAAUAAUUAAAAAUUGA
Molecule: messenger RNA, 1561 nt
Organism: Paramecium primaurelia
Lineage: Eukaryota; Ciliophora; Oligohymenophorea; Peniculida; Parameciidae
Source: the annotation of a GenBank genome assembly